UUUAACGCAUGUGAUUGGUGUAUGACGACACCGGAAGUUAUUGUUUCUCUCCUAUGUUCAUGUGCAUACUUUAGAUCCUUCAUCUCUACUAUGGAGCAGAAUAAUGAUGGGAGCUUGGCUCUGGUUCGCCAUGUUGUGCUGGUUCUGUCGGGAAAGGGUGGUGUUGGAAAGAGCACCAUUACCACAGAGCUGGCCUUGGCGCUGAGGCAUGUCGGCAAGAAGGUUGGGAUUCUUGAUGUGGACCUUUGUGGGCCCAGUAUCCCACGUAUGCUCAGCGUUGGACGACCAGAAGUGCACCAGUGUGAUUCAGGAUGGGUACCAGUCUACACGGACGCUCAGAAGAGUUUGGCACUGAUGUCCAUUGGUUUCCUGAUGGAAGAUCCGGAUGAAGCUGUGGUGUGGAGGGGCCCUAAGAAAACAGCUUUAAUUGGCCAGUUUGUGUCAGAUGUAGCAUGGGGGGAGCUGGAUGUCCUGCUGGUGGACACGCCGCCGGGGACAUCGGAUGAGCAUUUGGCUGUACUGGAAAGCCUAAAAAAACAUAAAGUGGAUGGAGCUGUAUUGGUCACCACACCUCAGGCAGUAUCCACAGGCGAUGUGCGGAGAGAGAUCACCUUCUGUAAGAAGACCGGUGUUCGGAUCCUGGGAAUUGUAGAGAACAUGAGUGGCUUUGUUUGUCCACAUUGUUCUGAAUGCAGCAACAUUUUCUCAAAGGGUGGAGGUGAAGAGUUGGCCAAACUAACCGGAUCAGUUUUUCUAGGUUCUGUUCCUUUGGAUCCUCUUCUCAGUGCCAGCUUAGAGGAAGGCAAAGACUUUACCACAUCCUUUCCAGACAGCGCCACAUUCGGUGCGAUCAGCAGCAUAUCUCAGUCUUUGCUCAAGAGCCUUGAAUCUGACUAAUUUUUUCCCCCCAGAACACAGAUAUUAGUAAUUUUGUACAAGUGAAGACAUUACAUUUUGUAAAGUUCAAAUAAACAUUGAUUAAAGUAUUUUUAAUCAUUUCU
Cyprinodon tularosa is the source of this 1001-nucleotide messenger RNA. It is a transcript of the gene nubp2, whose product is annotated as nucleotide binding protein 2 (MinD homolog, E. coli). The transcript is spliced from 7 exons. Gene Ontology annotation, biological process: iron-sulfur cluster assembly. Gene Ontology annotation, molecular function: ATP binding; ATP-dependent FeS chaperone activity; 4 iron, 4 sulfur cluster binding. Gene Ontology annotation, cellular component: cytosol. Lineage: Eukaryota; Metazoa; Chordata; Actinopteri; Cyprinodontiformes; Cyprinodontidae. Bases 22 to 897 code for a protein of 291 amino acids. The record is from RefSeq and is a predicted model, not a curated record.